GGGGGUAACAUGUGGGUUACAGUCUGAUCAAUACGCAUCGACUUUCAGGGUCUGCAGACAGAACCCCUUUCGAUUUCAGACCUAGAGCUGCAACAAUUCACAGAAAACAGGUAUGAGCAGUAAUUGGGUUUUGAGCCCAACAAAAUAAAAGGGGAGGAGCACUGUGAGAACUUCAACUCGUUAAGAUUCAAGGGACAGAGCAGAACAACAUGCUUCUACUCAGAAAUGUGUUGUGAACUUAAUCUAGAGAGUACUGUUCCCUCCAGGUCUCUGCUUGAUUCCUCAGCUUCUUUUACCCACGUCCUGUACUUCUUAUUGAUGACAAACUUUGCCUCAAGGGGAGCGGUCGAUCAGUUGGUGACCGAGGUCUGCUGCUGUCAAACUUCAGCUGACAUGGAUCUGUUGCACCGACGGACGCACUGAACAGUUUGGGGAAUUUUCUUCACUCGCCGACUAGUUGCGACAGGACUUCAAUUAUUUUGUCUUCAACUUUUAAAAAAAAAGUUAUACCUACGCAUAUACAUAAAAAAAAACUUUACCAGACAUGCAGAAGUUAAACUCAAGCGGGACUCACUGCAGCACGCUGCCCCGGGACGCGGAGCUGCAGCUGCGGUUGGCUGACAGCGGAGGCUCCGGGGAAGGGAGGGAGAACGGCGCAGGGAUACAUUUCCUCACCCAGCCCGAAGACCAGGGCUCGUUCUGUACCAAACGGAAGAUGCUUGUCGGCUUGGAUGUUAUAUGUCUCUGUGUUGCUUCCAUCCCAUUUUUUGCAUGUGAAUUGAAGGCAGUGACUCCGUAUGAACGAGGCUUUUUCUGCGGAGACGACAGCAUCACCUAUCCAUACUUGGAGAGGGAGGCCAUCCCUGACACCCUGCUCAUCGCAGGUGGCAUCGCCAUCACUGGCUUAACAAUUGCUCUGGGCGAGUGCUACCGUGUGCGUUUUCGAGGCGUGCUCUCACGAGCUUUUGUUAGAAACCGCUACGUGUCGUGCCUGUACAAGGAACUGGGAAGCUUCCUGUUUGGUUGUUGUGUGGGCCAGUCUCUCACAAACAUGGCCAAGCUCAGUGUGGGGCGCCUGCGGCCAUACUUCCUCUCUGUGUGUAACAUCACAUAUGAAUCCAUUAACUGCACUCCUGGCAGCUACGUCAAUCAGGUCAAAUGCAAUCCACGCGAUAACAAGUUGGUGAUAGAGGCAAGGAAAUCCUUUUUUUCCGGGCAUGCUUCCUUUGCCAUGUACACCAUGCUCUAUCUGGCAUUCUACCUGCAGGCUAGGCUGUCAUGGCGAGGAGCUCGAUUAUUGCGUCCACUGGUGCAGUUCCUCUUAGUGAUGCUGGCCAUCUACACAGGCCUGAGCCGAAUCUCUGACUACCGCCACCACCCCACUGAUGUCCUCACUGGCUUCAUACAAGGGGGGCUCACUGCAUACUGGGUGGCUUUUCACAUCUCGUCCAUGUUCAAGCCCUGCACCCGUUCAGACAUGUCUCCAACAAGCGUGUGCCUAGAGAGUCCACUGUCCAGCCAGCAAACGGUUUGCUAGCAGGUGGUGUCAGGAGACAAACAAGACGGGAUGGACUGCAAUAAAGCAAGAACAGAUGUUGAAAAGAUAAACAUUAGUAUAUAAAGUAAGGGAAUCAUUUCAAGACAAGGAUGUGAUAGAGUACAAUCUAACGCAAGCUUAUACAUCUUGACAUACUCAUUCACAUGCUGAUGUGCUUUCAUGUAACAUGUUCACACACUCGUGAAAUACAACAGGCUCAUACGGCGGUACGUAAAACCUGCCCAGUGAAAAGAAUGAAUAUUUCAGAUAUUUUUUUAUAUAAAUAUAAGAUAUAUACAUAUUUUACAAGAUGAUUUUAUAAGCUGCUAAUGUUAGACUUUUUUGGUCUUUUUUUUUAUCCCCAAUGAGGAGGGUUUUAGAGUUUGUCUUGGCUUUCAGAGCACAUCUAAUCACUCUUUGAUCACGAGUGAUCCAUGGGAAAAUACCAACCUCCUCUUUAUUUUUGCUUCUCUGUUCAACUGGGAAAAGAUCGACCAGCAGCUUUGAACCAGCAGGUUCAAAGCCACUUCAGAUGUGAAGAGCGCUUUGCACAAGUCAGCAGAACUAGCAGAGAUGACCAACGAGCACUUGCAUAAGUGUGGGACAAUCUUUACCUCUGGUGCUACGAUGGGCCACCUUCCACAUCAGGCUGCCUGGCAUCACCUUGACUAAACAAUCCCCAGUGUGUUUGCAAUACAGUACAAUACAAUACAAUGUUACCGUUCUCUUAGGAGUAGCCGAGUUGGUUUCGGCUUUUCUUCUACAACACCACUUUUUGUACUAACCACUUUUCUCAGAAGGUGGAGGCUUGACUGAAGUUUUUGUAACCUCUGACUUUUGCCCCGGACUCCAAUCUCUAAGCUGCACCUUGAUUUAUGCCACUGAGACAGGAGACAUUGCUCUUCUGUAUAUCAAAAUUAAUAGCACUUGACCGUAGAUAACCUUCUAAUUAUAAUCUAUGUUAAAUGUUUUAUUACAACUGAAUAAUCAGUGUUUAUUAUUCUUAACUUCAAACUCAUACACUAUGAUUUUGUCUUAAGAUUCUAAUUGUGCAAACUGUAUGUAAAUAACUGUCAUUUUAUGAACCACAGAAUUUUAAAAGUAUUAGUUCCAAGACUUGGACAAAUUUUACUUGUUUGUGUAAGUGUAUGUACAGGUGCAGAGUGUCACUCUUGUGCCUUUUGUAACAACUAGACUGAGCCACAGAUAUUAUCACAAAGCUAUAUGUGUUGCGUUCCCAGUUAUUGUUAUUUGUUUAUGUCUAUAUCUGUGAAUGCCGCAGAGGCAGAAAUAACCACUGUACUCAAAAAAAAAAAAAAAAGGAAAAAAAAAUCCCAACCAAACCAUUAAAGUGAAUGUCAACUGUU
Molecule: messenger RNA, 2904 nt
Organism: Xiphophorus hellerii (green swordtail)
Lineage: Eukaryota; Metazoa; Chordata; Actinopteri; Cyprinodontiformes; Poeciliidae
Gene: ppap2d
Product: phosphatidic acid phosphatase type 2D
Exons: 6
Coding region: 545-1537 (330 amino acids)
Biological process (GO): phospholipid metabolic process; phospholipid dephosphorylation; signal transduction
Cellular component (GO): plasma membrane
Molecular function (GO): phosphatidate phosphatase activity
Source: RefSeq, a predicted model, not a curated record